Messenger RNA from Monascus purpureus, 1887 nucleotides. NCBI's taxonomy places the organism in Eukaryota, Fungi, Ascomycota, Eurotiomycetes, Eurotiales, Aspergillaceae. The record is from the annotation of a GenBank genome assembly.
AGAGAGUCUAGGAUUCCUGCAAUCUUACUUUACUUGCUUGCUUGCUCUUAUACUUCACGAUCUCUCUCUCUUCCUCUUCCAGUUCUUAUUUCACUGUUAGUUACUGCAUCACCACUGCUCCAUCCACACCGGGCGCUCCACUGAACCUUCUGAGAACGCCUGCUUCAAGUCAAAUCAACAAUUACGUACACCGUGAUUCCCGGUGUGUCCUUUUAUCGGAUUCUCUCUCUAGGUAAUCUUCCCAAAUCCCCAUUGUCGUCUGUCUGGUCCAGGUCUUGGCGUUUCCAGUCCCCGCGAUCCUCCAACACGCACUCCAUGUCCUUCAUCUGGACAGGGAUUGUGCGAAGAUCCCCCAUAUAUCUCUCUGCGCAAUGGGAUGAAUUGGCAAUGAGCCCUGCGCUCGCCGCCAUAGCCGCUGGGCUGAUCUUUUCCCCACGCCAACUGUGCCUUGGCCAGAUGUAGCGCUGCAACCCCCUAUUCGUGUUACGCAGAAUCCGUGUCGCCAAUGGCCUCUCUGCCUAUUCCGAGGCGAUGUCAGGGGGCCUCUUAUUUUGUGCAUUCCCUGAUGGUGCUUGUUCUGUCCUCUUCUGUUUGAACAUGUAACAUUUGCGCUCUGUCGAACGUCUGAAGAUGAUGGCUGAAUACGAACAUCCAGUGCAGGCUCCCUUCUUCACCCAAAAAGCCGCGACGAGCUUCUACGACGACUUUCUACCGCUUUGGGCGCGAAGUGAGGUCCAAUACGCGCAGAACCUCCUGGAGUGCUCAGACGAGCCGAUCGAGUACGACUACGACGACGAAGACUAUCAAGAUAACUGCUUCUUCUUCCCGGAAGAUUGCACCUGGUCUCCUCCCAAGGGCUGGACCAUUGACGAGAGUAGACCAGCGAGUCCUGCGAGAAGGAUAAGAGGAACAGCAUACGACAACGCCGAAGACGACACCAUGAUUCCCGGUCUACCUGAUGUGAAGAUGCUGGACUCGGAGGCCCUCAGCGACCUGCUGGAGGAUAACCUCUCUCCGCCCGAGAUCACUUCUAUUCUAGUGUUCGCUACGAACGGAGCUCUCUUCGCAUACGCCUCUCCACUCCCAACCCGCCAGUUGCGCAACCUGAGUGCGACCUACGGCGCCGCAUAUACAAGCUAUGCAAAGAAUGCAUCAACCGGGAAUCUAACAGGGGUAAACCCUGCAAGCCAUCCAUCAUCAUACGUGACGGCACAAUCGACCUCCUUGGGCGAUGUAGGAUCCAUCGUGUUCGAGCUGGACGGACUGGUCGCCGUGGUCACGAAAAUAGCAGACAAGGUUCUCCUUGGGGCUGUUGGGCCAUCGAAGCUAGAGAUACCAGAAGAGGAGCCUGCUCCACCCACCCUUACGGGUAACGGCCCGGUUGGGUCAACGCCCAGCGGUCUCAAAAUGACGACAACGACCAACGGCAUGCAACAGCACUCCCCGAAGGUCGAAGGUCCUAGUCACGAGACGCACACGCAGAACGAGAACGGGCACCACUGUCCCGACCCAGAUGCGGAGCUAGAAGUGCAAUAUGCAAUUGACAGAAGCUCCGACCUGGCUCGUCUAGCAGCCUUAAACCUGUCAGCGUCGCCGGCCAUUCUGCUAGCGCUAGAAUCCAAAUCCGCGGCUCUAGGAAGGUUUCUGGGGCAGAAGUUGGAGGAUUUGGAAUUUCCCGAGGAUUUCUAGUCUUGGAGUUCUCUAGUUAAUUCACUUCACUCCUCUUUAUCAAUGCCUGUAGUCUCGUACACUGUACUUCAAACCUAGCAGCGUAGUGUCGGACGUUGGAGAUCAACAGGAGAGUAAUCAGAGUCCAUCCCCGUCUCAGUCAAGAACAUCGAAUCGACUUCCUAAUAAAGUUAAAUGGUAAAUAGUAGAUAAGCAUAU